AUCAAGACUACUGUCAACAAUGACUGGAACAUCACCAGCACAAUCUACUGGAUCUAGUUCUGGAACUACUGGAGUACCUGUCUCCACGACCGCCACUGGUCUCUCAACCUUUGGACCGUUUCCACCGGCUUAUGCGAAUAUCCAUUUUACAUCUUCAGGCAUCCCCUUGCUCAGCAACAACAACAGUAGCAACAUCAGCAACAACAGCAACAGCCACAGCAAUUUCAGCAACAACAACAACAGCAACAGCCUCAACAACUGGGUAUUAUCUUUCAACCGCCAAAUUUGCUUAACAGUACACAGAUUUAACGGAGUUGAUUUUUACUCCAGGAGUUUCGAGUUUGAGCUUCUGGCGCAGUCCGCUGGGCUAUGGCCGUUCUUUACCGGCGAGUUUACGUAUCCUGUCGUGGGAACCAUCAACAAUCAAGUUACCACUUACACGUUUCAUUGAAGGGGAGCUCGACAUAUCUCCCGCGCUUUCUCCCUUAAUAAUUUCUUCGUUUAUACUAACGCCGCUUUCUACCUGCGAUCAUCAGGACACAAAGCCACCAAAGACACCUGGCAUCAGCGGUUAGGACAUCCAUCACAAGGGAUUCUUAAUCAUUCAAUCCGAGCAGCAGUUCUUGAUAAAAAUAGUCUUCUCUUACCUGACGGCAAGGAGAUGAAGCUGCAGUCUCACCCGACGGUUUGCACCACGUGUCCGAUCGCCAAUCUUACCCACGACCCGUUUCCAAGUCAUUUUCCUGGCUCCACAUGUUAUGAACUGAUGCAAAAAGUCUACAGCGAUAUUCUUAACUUACCUGAA
Closterium sp. NIES-67 is the source of this 805-nucleotide messenger RNA. Lineage: Eukaryota; Viridiplantae; Streptophyta; Zygnematophyceae; Desmidiales; Closteriaceae. The record is from the annotation of a GenBank genome assembly.